Neospora caninum is the source of this 654-nucleotide messenger RNA. RefSeq lists its product as hypothetical. NCBI's taxonomy places the organism in Eukaryota, Apicomplexa, Conoidasida, Eucoccidiorida, Sarcocystidae. The coding region runs from base 1 to 654 and encodes 217 amino acids. The transcript has 3 exons. The record is from RefSeq and is a predicted model, not a curated record.
AUGGCGAUGUCUUCCCGCGCCGGUGUCCUGCGUCUGGGCUGCCGGGCGGCGCCAGCUUUUUUCUCCUUGAGCCACCGCCGCUUGCUGUUCGCUGCAGCGCCUCUUCAGUCCUUCUCGGUGACAAACAAGCAAUUUCAUCCAGAGGGUCUCGAAGCUCAGGCUCCGCGUCCUCACCAGGGGUUGGACAUGCGCAAAAUCCACGAUCACAAGUGGAUCAGCCCGUUCACAACCAGGGUGCCUCAGAGAUCAGGCUAUCAGUAUGACAUUGGGAAAUUGCCGUCGCUCCACGCGUGCACACACGCUGAAAUCGCCUCCUUCUUCGACGUCGAGAAUAUGCUGCAAAAGUACACCUUGAGGCAGAUUGGCACCAUGAUGCUUCCAAUGUUCAACUGGCUGUCCAUGGUGAUCCUCAGCAUUGUGUUGGUUGCUUGCCCCUUCCUCGCUUUCGUCUUUUAUGAACAACGGUUUGAACCGGUGGAGCACCACAUGCCACGCGACGAAUAUUUCAAGAAUUUCAGAUGGAACUACUGGGGUGGACACCUGGACCACCAUGCCUAUGGUCAGUAUUUGGAGGCGCGUCGCGCGAAGAAAUGGAGAGACAUGGAUAUUAAUCCCGACGACUGGAUUCCCCCCCAGUACCGCGGUGCGCAGUAG